AGCAUACACAUCAAAAUGAAUACUAAUCCUUCUGCUUUUCUCCCAAGGGGCAUCCACACUACUGGUGUGAGCAUUGUUGGCGGUGGUGUCCGUGCCCCUCGCAUCAAGACCAAGAAUCUGAUCUCGGUCAUCUUCUGUGAGGCUGUUGCCAUCUACGGGCUCAUCAUUGCCAUCAUCCUGGCUGGUAUUUUGGAGGAGUACUCUGAGACAAAGGCUGAAGCUAAGAGGGCUCUUCGAAAAAACCUUCUCUCGGUUACUUUUAGUUUGCGCUGGCUGACUGUAGGGCUCACCAACCUUUUUGUGGUUUGCUUCACCGGUGUUUAUCCUUCACUCUGGAACAUGGUAUCAUAA
Penaeus monodon (black tiger shrimp) is the source of this 351-nucleotide messenger RNA. Its product is annotated as V-type proton ATPase 21 kDa proteolipid subunit-like. Lineage: Eukaryota; Metazoa; Arthropoda; Malacostraca; Decapoda; Penaeidae. Gene Ontology annotation, biological process: proton transmembrane transport. Bases 16 to 351 code for a protein of 111 amino acids. The record is from RefSeq and is a predicted model, not a curated record. Gene Ontology annotation, cellular component: proton-transporting V-type ATPase, V0 domain. Gene Ontology annotation, molecular function: proton-transporting ATPase activity, rotational mechanism. The transcript has 3 exons.